UGCGUGCUCACGUGACAGGUCCGCGAGGCUCCGCUCGCGCAGUCGUCUGGACGAGCGAAGAUGGCGGCCGAGAGGGAGCCUCCUCCGCUGGGGGACGCGAAGCCCACCGACUUUGAGGAGCUGGAGGACGGAGAAGACCUGUUCACCAGCACUGUGUCCACCCUCGAGUCGAGUCCAUCAUCUCCAGAACCAGCCAGUUUUAAUGCAGAAGAUGUCAGUACAAACUCUAAUGGCCCGAAACCUGCAGCGGUGGUGCUAGAUGAUGACAGAGAAGACCUUUUUGCAGAAGCCACAGAAGAAGUUUCUCUGGAUAGUCCAGAAAGGGAACCUAUCCUGUCUUCAGAACCUUCUCCUGCAAUCACACCUGUGACCCCUACUACAAUCAUUGCUCCCAGAAUUGAAUCCAAGAGUAUGUCUGCUCCUGUUAUCUUCGAUAGAUCCAGGGAGGAGAUUGAAGAAGAAGCAAAUGGAGAUGUUUUUGAUAUAGAAAUUGGUGUAUCAGAUCCAGAGAAAGUUGGUGAUGGCAUGAAUGCUUACAUGGCGUAUAGAGUAACAACAAAGACCUCUCUUUCCAUGUUCAGUAAGAGUGAAUUUUCAGUGAAAAGAAGAUUCAGUGACUUUCUUGGUUUGCAUAGCAAGUUAGCAAGCAAGUAUUUACAUGUUGGUUAUAUUGUGCCACCAGCUCCAGAAAAGAGUAUAGUAGGCAUGACCAAGGUCAAAGUGGGUAAAGAAGAUUCUUCAUCCACUGAAUUUGUAGAGAAACGGAGAGCAGCUCUUGAAAGGUAUCUUCAAAGAACAGUAAAGCAUCCAACUUUACUACAGGAUCCUGAUUUAAGGCAGUUCCUGGAAAGUUCAGAGCUGCCUAGAGCAGUUAACACACAGGCCCUGAGCGGAGCAGGAAUAUUGAGGAUGGUGAACAAGGCUGCAGACGCCGUCAACAAAAUGACAAUCAAGAUGAAUGAAUCGGAUGCGUGGUUUGAAGAAAAGCAGCAACAAUUUGAAAAUCUGGAUCAGCAACUUAGGAAACUUCAUGCUAGUGUCGAAGCCUUGGUCUGUCAUAGAAAAGAACUUUCAGCCAACACAGCUGCCUUUGCGAAAAGUGCUGCCAUGUUAGGUAACUCUGAGGACCACACUGCUUUAUCUAGAGCUUUGUCUCAGCUUGCAGAGGUAGAGGAGAAGAUAGACCAGUUACAUCAAGAACAAGCUUUUGCUGACUUUUACAUGUUUUCAGAACUACUUAGUGACUACAUUCGUCUUAUUGCUGCAGUGAAAGGUGUGUUUGACCAUCGAAUGAAGUGCUGGCAGAAAUGGGAAGACGCUCAAAUUACUUUGCUCAAAAAACGUGAAACUGAGGCAAAAAUGAUGGUUGCUAACAAACCAGAUAAAAUACAGCAAGCUAAAAAUGAAAUAAGAGAGUGGGAGGCAAAAGUACAACAAGGAGAAAGAGAUUUUGAACAGAUUUCUAAAACAAUUCGAAAAGAAGUGGGAAGAUUUGAGAAAGAACGGGUGAAAGAUUUUAAAACUGUUAUUAUCAAGUACUUAGAAUCAUUAGUACAAACACAACAACAGCUGAUAAAAUACUGGGAGGCAUUCCUGCCUGAAGCCAAAGCCAUUGCCUAGCAAGAAGAUUUCUGUUACGAAGAUCUUGUAUGUUUGUUCCAGUUAUGCUGAAUUCCGCAGUGAAAUCAUUUAAAACCAUCUAAAUAAACCACUCUAUAUUUUAUGAAUUACAUGUGGUUUUUUUAUAUACAUAUAUAUGUGUAUAUAUAUAUAUACUCUGACAUUUUAUUACAAGCUGCAUGUCCUGACCCUCUUGGAAUUAAGCGGACUGUGGCAUGACGUUCUGCAAUACUUUGCUGAAUUGAACACUAUUGUGUCUUAAAUACUUGCACUAAAAAGUGCACUGCAAGGCCAGAAAAUUUUACAAUAUUUUUUCUUUACAUUCUGUAGUGUGUUCACCCUCUUUAUGAAGUGAAUUAUCAAUGCGUUGAUUAAUGUUCACUUACACAUUCCUGUACAGAAAUUAUGUUUUUGUGAUUACAGUAAUAAAAUGAUAUUCCUUGUGAA
This is a messenger RNA of Lutra lutra (Eurasian river otter), 2067 nucleotides long. It is a transcript of the gene SNX2, whose product is annotated as sorting nexin 2. Gene Ontology annotation, cellular component: endosome; retromer complex; endosome membrane. The record is from RefSeq and is a predicted model, not a curated record. The transcript is spliced from 15 exons. Lineage: Eukaryota; Metazoa; Chordata; Mammalia; Carnivora; Mustelidae. Bases 61 to 1620 code for a protein of 519 amino acids. Gene Ontology annotation, molecular function: phosphatidylinositol binding. Gene Ontology annotation, biological process: early endosome to Golgi transport; intracellular protein transport.